AUGUGCGGCGCGAUAAUCGCGCUAGCGCCGGCGUGUGGACGACAGUUUUUGACGACCGCCGCAGCCACAUGGCAACCCCCCUUCUUCCUGCGGGUGAUUGACCCAGUUGGGGCCGCUGCGGUACUUGGCGCGAUAAUCGCGCUGUUAGGAUGUUGUUUCGGGCCAUAUGGCCGGGCCGGCGCAGAUAUUCUGCGCCGGCGCAGGACUCCCCCCUCUUCUCCCACACACACCACCACCGCCACAGCUCCCUCCACCAACAUCACCAUCACCACCCCGGCUGCCGCUCCCUCCUCCAAUCCCGCAGCCCCCCCCCCCGAGGCCGCCCAUGCCCCCCAAGUGUCGUGGGUUAGACGAGAGGAAGGCGUAGGAAAGAAACCUCUUGCUCGUGGAAGAUACCUGGAAAAGUACCCCGAAGAUGCAGACAAGGCUUCCCUCAUCUUCAAGAUUGGGGCUGAUCUUGCUUCCCCGGAAUUCACAGAUAGCUGA
Messenger RNA from Trichophyton rubrum CBS 118892, 486 nucleotides. RefSeq lists its product as uncharacterized. The coding region runs from base 1 to 486 and encodes 161 amino acids. The record is from RefSeq and is a predicted model, not a curated record. NCBI's taxonomy places the organism in Eukaryota, Fungi, Ascomycota, Eurotiomycetes, Onygenales, Arthrodermataceae. The transcript is spliced from 4 exons.